AUGUCCGGAACACUCAUCUCCUCCCUGGUAUGGGUACCAAGAGGGAAGGCUGCACUACAGCCAAAAAAGUAUACGCUGGAUGAGGCGGAAUUGGAGCGGGUGGGCAAGUUGGGAGGACCGGGAGCGCUGGAGAAGUUGAGGGAGGAGAUGGCGGCUGCUGAGGGUGGGGAUGAGACAUGGGAAGAUCUCGACGAGGACGACGACAAUGAGGACUCUGACGAGGACGAGGACGAGGAGAAGCCGGAUGGGAUGGAAGGCGUUACAGAUGGGCUGGAUGGAAUGGACGUCGAUGAGGAAGAAAAGAAGCCGAGGAAGAAGGCCUCUUCUGAUCCAAAUGAUCUCUCGGCGUUCAACAUGGACGAGUAUGACGAGGAGGAGUCAGGCGGUGUCGCUAUGGGCGCCUUCGCGAACGUCAAAGGGCUCACCUACUACCGCGACAAUGACGAGGACCCCUACAUUACGCUCAAAGAGAACGAUGACGACCUCGAAGGCGAAGAGCUCGCCCUCCUAUCAUCAGACAACAUGAUCAUCUCCGCACGUACCACAUCCGACCUCUCCUCCCUCGACUUCCACAUCUACAAUGAGCCCGACGAGAACCUCUACGUCCACCACGACCUCAUGCUGCCCGCCUUCCCCCUCUGCGUCGAGUGGCUCGACUUCCCCGGAUCAGGCUCGGCCGACAGCUCGGCCUCCGGCUCCUACAUCGCCGUUGGCAGCUUUGACCCAUCUAUCGAGAUCUGGGAUGCGGACAUGGUAGACGGACUCUACCCACACGCCAUCCUCGGUCCCUCCCCACAUCUCGAGAAGCCAGAAGCCAAGCCCAAGGGGACUGGCAAAAAGAAGAAGAAGCAGAUGGUCCAGCCUACCGCCAACGCCGAGCACCACGUUCAACCCGUCCUCACCCUCUCAUGGUCCCCGUACCACCGCAACCUCCUCCUCUCUGGCUCGGCAGACGCGACCAUCAAGCUCUGGGACCUGACGCGCGAGUCACCCAUGGCGGCGCUGAGGAGCUGGGACUCGAUACAUGGCGGAGAGAAGAUUCAGGCGGUAGAGUGGAAUAAGGGAGCGCAGGCGGCAUCAGCGGGUCUGGAACGGGCGGUUCUGAGUGCAGGAUGGGACAGGACGGUUAAGGUGUGGGACUCGAGAGCGGUGGAUGAUGCUAUUGGGCUCAAGAUGGGCUCGGACGUAGAGUGUGUCAGGUGGGACCCUUGGGAGGCCCACUCUUUCUUUGUCUCGCUCGAGAACGGUCUCAUAUUAGCGUACGACUCCCGUGUUCUCCCUUCCUCCCUCACUCAAUCCACUUCCGGCAAGCUCAGCACCGCUCCCGCCAAAUACACCCUAUCAGCACAUGAUGGCGCCGCCGGCGCGCUCGAUAUCAACCCGCACAUCCGCGGAUGUAUCGCGACGGGAGGUAUGGACAAGCUGGUCAAGGUGUGGAACGUGUCGGAUGAGGAGAGCGAGGGCGUCAAGGGGAGAAAGAGGGAGAUCAGUCUUGCUACAAGCAGAGAUCUGGGAGUGGGCAAAGUCUUCACGGCCCGCUGGUCCCCUGAUGCAGAUGCGCCACUCACGCUCGCUGCUGCUGGUUCAAAGGCGACAUUGCAGAUCUGGGACGUGGCUUCCAACCCUGGGGCGAGGUCGGCGUUCGGCUCAAGAUUGAAGAGGCUUGGAAGGGAGCUUGGGGAGAUCAAGGGGAGCGGAGGGGUCGUGGGAGUGGCAGACGAUAGUGAAGAUGAGGAAGAAGAAUGA
Messenger RNA from Dioszegia hungarica, 1746 nucleotides. Its product is annotated as WD40-repeat-containing domain protein. The record is from RefSeq and is a predicted model, not a curated record. The transcript has 5 exons. Gene Ontology annotation, molecular function: protein binding. Gene Ontology annotation, cellular component: nucleus. Lineage: Eukaryota; Fungi; Basidiomycota; Tremellomycetes; Tremellales; Bulleribasidiaceae. The coding region runs from base 1 to 1746 and encodes 581 amino acids. Gene Ontology annotation, biological process: rRNA processing.